UGAUGAAUAUUCUGUAAAAUCACUUCAAUCUGCAAUUAAUGCACUUAAUCAGUAUUUUAAUGUUGCUAAAACAUUUUCUAUUCCACCUAUCUUUGAUUUUGUUGAAUCAUAUGAUAAAUAUUUAGCCAAAUGUCCUCCUGAUGCUGAUCUUCAAUUCUAUCUACAUCCUAUAAAAGGAAUUUAUGUAGAGUCAUGUGAUAUUGAUAUUUCUGGUCGUAAAAUAUCAAACCAAACUAGGCGUAAAACUUUAAUCCAACUUUUAAAAUCUCUUGGUUUAUCUGAUUAUGAAACAAUGUCAAUUUCACACCACAAAUCACAAAAAGGGUUAGUAUCUUAUAAAUGUCCAAUUAAACAUGUGCAAGAACUUGGAUAUCAGGCUUUGAACAAGGCAAUUAGUUAUCAUAAUGAAGAAGUAAAUG
This is a messenger RNA of Dentiscutata erythropus, 419 nucleotides long. NCBI's taxonomy places the organism in Eukaryota, Fungi, Glomeromycota, Glomeromycetes, Diversisporales, Gigasporaceae. The record is from the annotation of a GenBank genome assembly.